Molecule: messenger RNA, 6549 nt
Organism: Anopheles stephensi (Asian malaria mosquito)
Lineage: Eukaryota; Metazoa; Arthropoda; Insecta; Diptera; Culicidae
Product: mediator of RNA polymerase II transcription subunit 1
Exons: 8
Coding region: 628-4083 (1151 amino acids)
Source: RefSeq, a predicted model, not a curated record
UACGCGGCAUACCGUCCCUUUGCAACAACACUUGGCUGGAUGACAGGCUUCGAAAAGAUCGUCGCCCGUAACCAUAGCGAAGGAAAGUAUGUUUUCUCGAGUCCGCGAAGUUUUGCGAGCUGUUCCAUAACAUGCAGCAUAGGCUGCAGGCCCUGCAGAAGAUUCCAUCGGCAAAACGGGAAAACGGUGAAUUGGACGGUUCCUUGCAGAAGUGUUGUGCGAUGUAAUUGUAGUUGCUGUGAUUCGAUGUGGAAAAAGGUGAGCGACCCGUGGAAUGUGUAGCAGUGUCGCGGUUCUGUGCGUGCUUAGAGGUGAAGCGAGAAAGGAUGUGUGCGAAGGUGCAACAGGAUGUACGUGUUUUAAAUGCGUUCAAGAAUCUGAUCCAAUGUGUCCUUUGGCAUACCAGUGAGUUGCUUUGAAAGAGGCAAAAUUUAACUUUUAAACGCGGUGCCACCGAAGAAAGUUGAGCGAUCGCCGCGCUCUCUCUCCCCCACGCGUAAGAGGGUGUACAAGAUCGCAAGACAAACCUACCAGCAGCUGGUGUUAUUUUCCAGCAUUGUGGUCAGCAACGUAUCGCCGCCGCCGUUUGGGCCGGGGAACAGGAAACAAAUUGCUUAACGUACGACAAUGCAGCUCCAAACGCUCGGAUAUGACGCAUUCUGGUUGUAUUCGAUUUCGGCCGUCGUUAUGGUCAGCAUGAUCACAACCGUAUUAUCAUGUCUGUGUUGUCGUCGCAAACAGGAGAUCAAAAAUGAUCUGCUCGGACUAGAAGGUAUGGUAAAACUCACAAAUCCAGAGGACACUCUGUUACCUUCGGGUUCGACCGGUGCAAUCAAUGUACCAGCAACCAACAAUGGAAACAGUGCACUGGGCACCAACUCAUCCAAUGCGUCGAAUCUCCGACCAGCCAGUGUUGGCGGUGGGCUCGGUUCUGAUACCGAAAGCAGUAGCAAAAGAACUUCCAAUGCACCGCAUCGAAGCUUGCCAGAUAUUCCGAUCGCGGAACCGGCUGGUGACAACAACUCGGAACUGUAUGCAACCGUUGGAGACAAAGUGCAGGAUUUGCCGCAAGGAAGAAGUCCGUCGGCUAGCUUAAAAAAGCAGGCCAGCGUUUCGCAGCACAGUUCCAUCAGCCAGGCGGAUGAUAUAAGCUCCCCUUACGCUCGAGUUAGAUCACCUCCACAUGCGUACGACAAAUUGCGUCGCAUGGAACAUCCGUAUGCGCAAGUGGCGCAACCUGGAUCGGCGGCCGGAAGUACUGUAUUUGAAAAAGGAAGCAGUGGAGCAUCAGGGACAGCGAACCGUUCAAAGCCGCGGGACGGCGAUGACGACGAAGACGAUGACGAUGACGAGUUAAUGAGUCCUAUUUCGCGCCGCGAAUCAUCUCAGAAUAUAGAAGAUCGAGAAACUUCAACAGUGGAUAUUCCGGCUGCGUCCGCGAUCGCUGGACGUGUGUCUGCUAGUCAAGAUUUACCAUACAUGACACCACCGAUAGUUCAACCAUCAUCCCAGCAUUUUAGUGGAGAUUCUCAAGAUUCCUCAAAGGGUUACACGAGCAUAAGCGUCCGGGAGCCGUUGGCCAAUCUACUUCCGCAGAACAUGCCGAAUCAGACGACCGCCAAACGAAGACAGAUAUUGGGCGACUCACACUAUGCCACUGUGUCUGAUGAUUCGGACGAGAUGUAUGCCGCGAUCGAUGAUCCCGGCAAUCAGGGUGAUCUGUAUACUAGCGGCUCGGAAACGUACGCACAAAUUCAACCCCCCAAUGCGAUGACAGUGUCGGUCGAAAUAAAUACGGGUGCGUCAAGCAGACCCCAACCACCGUCAGUACAGACACUGCACGCUACCGCGAAUGAUGGCCUUGAUUCUGCGGGCAUGACAAGCAGCAGCAGCAACAAAACAAACACCACACCAUCCAACCGGCUCAGUAACCAUAGCAAUUUGGCAACAUCGGGAGAUGAACACAUGCACGGAGCUCCCUCACACUUGGUUGCUUCGGCAGCUCCCCUCGAAGGAGGAGGAGGAGCCGGAGGAUUAAGAGCACAAACGUUUGUGCAACACUCACGCCAAGCAUCGUCUUCGAGUUGCACCAGUUCGGUAGGAAACUUGGGUUCACCAAAGCCGGAAAAGCGACAGGCGAACAGCCCAUUACCCCCGACGCCAAAAACACUCAAGCACCAGGCAAACAAUUUCUUCAGCACCUCCAAUCAAUCGAUGCUCGGGUCCGGUAGUGUGGCUUCGUCCAGUACUACGACAGCCACCUCGGGGCGUAACUCAGUUGCUUCGGUGAUCGAAUGUGGUGGUCCAACCGCUUCCAACCGAGACAAUGCAGGCAACAAAUCAAGUGUUGAUGCUGACGGUACGAACGGCAAGCAAAAGAAAAGUCCCUCGAAAGAUUUGGAGGGAAUGUACGCAAAGGUUAUGAAAAAGAAUAAACUAUCGAAAGUACCGUCGCAAAACUCAUCUCCCGUGCCACUGCGGAAAGAUGGCUCACUGGAUGGGCAGCAUCUGAAGCAACAGUUCCUGUCCGAUUCGGAUAUGUCCCAGUUUAACGGCAGCGGCUCGCUGCACAGUGGAUCACCGAGCAGAAGUAUGGCAGGCGCACAACGCAACAGUACCGGCACCUGUCCAAACAAGGAUCCCGGCUACGAAACUAUCCCGGGUGAUAAUGUAAAGGCAGGCAUGGAAGCGGCGUCACGCAAAUCGGCCGACUAUGCACAGAUUCAGAAAUUGCAUCGCCACCAAAAUCCCGGGACGACAACGGUGGCAAAUGUUUUGCUGGCAGGCGGCGAAGGUGGAAAUGCACUGAGUGCGAUAGUAGCGCAAGGUAUUGAAUCGGUGUCUCUCGGUUCGCUGGAAAUAUGUCACGGUAUUGACGAGCAUUAUGAACGAUCUUUUCCAGCGGACACCGAACCAGGGUACGAAAGUUUACCAGACACCCGCGGCAGUAUGAACGACCCUGGCUAUGAAACGCUGAACCGUGGUUCGAAUCGCACGGAAUCGGACUCGGACCCAAACUAUGAAAUAUUGCGCCCAGCCGGCAGUAAGCCAUCGUCGACGGCAAGUCAACCUUCGGGAGCGAACAAGCCGAGGGGUGGCGAUAGCAAUCGUGACAGUGACGGUUACAGCAGCAUACGGGAGCCGGGCAAAUCGGCGCACCAAACAGUGAAAAAUGGUGCCAGAAAUCGUUUAGACUUUGGUGGAGCGCGAAGGGUUGGCGUUGCGGAGGAUGAUGAUACGGACAGCAGUACGCCCGGGUACAGCAGCAUCAAGGAAAAGGACGACUACGAUCCGGGUUAUAGUGUGAUUUCGGAACGAAAAAAUCCUCCACCCGGUCACGAUUACGCAAGCAUUACGGAGGAAGCAAAAAAACGUAAGCCAAAUAUUAACAACAACCUUGAACCGGACGAUGAGUCGGACAUAUACUCUAGCAUACCGCACACCGCUUCCGGAACGCUGACGAUGCCUUCGCCAUCUGCCGCCGUUGCUAUUAUGGGCGGUUCCAGUCCACCAGGUGGUGGUGGUUCCGUCGGUAUCGCUAUCGAGAGUGGUAGCAAUUUUGCCGAUCGCACGUGUACUGCGGUCAUGGGGACGCUUUCGUCAUCACCGGGAUACUCCAGCAUUUCGGAAACGCGCACAACGCCCUCCUCAACCGAUGGGGAUGGUGACGGUAGUACAAGCUCUCCGGAUCAGUUGAUUGGAUAUAGCAAGCACAACAGCAAUACAAACACCACGGUAACGACCAACAACAGCUUGAGUCGGAUAUCGAGCAACUACGAAUCACUCACCGGCAGCGAAUCGGACCCAAACUAUGAAUCUGUUAAGUAUCUCAAUGUGAAGGAAAACCCUUACGAGCGGCUCCACAACGAGAGUGGCGGAGGAGCAGGUGGAACCAGCGAGAUGGAAUCUAUACCCAAGUCCUUAACGAAUGAUUCGUUAACAACGGACUCCGAUACAGCAACUCCUACACCGGGCACACAAACGUUAUCGCCGGGCGGAAUCCCGUCAGCCCGCAGAGCGCUGAUGGGCAAACCGGACAGUGAUGGAACGGUGCCAGCUGUUGGUGACUACUUUCAAGUGUGAAAUGCCGCCCCAUUGAACGCGUAUUCGUUGAAAAGUGAUUAUUUUAUCUCCGACACACACACACACACACACACAAACAGCAACCAGCUUUGAUCUAUUUAUAGACAUAAUAUUUAAAAGGAAAAGAGAAAAUAAUUGUUAUAAUCGCUUGUUAACCUGGUAACGGAGCGUCGACAUUUGAUGCUAUCGUUGACCGCACCAUUUGCCGCUUUGGUUGCUGCAGAGCAGAACACAGACCAGGGGCUUUGUCACGAAACCAAUGUAUGAUGAUUGCAAAAGUACGAUAUUAGACUAUUAAUUUUAAAGUUUUACCACACUCCCGAGCGCAACGGAACGAUCGUGCUGCGUUGUGUUCACGUGCGUAUGUGUAGCUAUGUGUUUGUGCCUGGUCUGAAAAUGAACUAACGAGACGGAAGCAGCAUCACGCACAUAAUAGCAAUCCUUGCUGUUUGUGAUCAUGCAUUUGCAUGCAUAUUGUGUGCAUUGUGUGAUGGAACAUGUUGGGAUGUAUUCGCAAUCCUAUCCGGUCCCGAUACCAGCACAAAGCUCGAACGUUAGACCGGGGAAGCAUAGAUAGGAGGCAAACCAGAAACGUAGAAAAAAAAAACAGACCAGCUUAGGACCGGCUGGUUAUUAAAUUAUUAUAUUGGACUGAUCGGGAAGAAUCCCUAGUAAGUAUCCCACCCAUAUACACAGACAGACAGAGGGGAGGAACACACUAUUCUUUAGUGCAAGAUUGUCGUAUGUGUACGCGAGUAAUGAAGACGUGGGAAGGAGAAGUGAGUCCGGGUCGUUCAUGUGAUUUACAUUUACAAUUGGCUAGCAGAAUCUGUAGAGCACGGAAAUAGCAGUGCUUCGCGACAACGAAGUGAAAUCUCAAUGUGGCACAUGUACAGAAGCGUUGAGUCUUUGUUACGAUUGGCCUAAUGUUUGUGUGUUUGUACUCCACACUUGUGUACUAUGAUUAUUUAGGCUAUUCCGAACUGUGUUGACCAUUUUCCAGAUGUUUUUGAAUCUGUGCAACCGUUUUUUACCGGGCUUUCUUUCCAAAUAUUUGAAGAUGUGGAAGUUCAGUAUUGUUAAGACCUCAUGCUUUACCUCCUUUCGCUGACAAUUUGCAAACAAAGUACAAAGGUUAGGGAAAUUUGGCCCAAUGUGCUAUGCAAAGUUCUUUCCAUGGGUGGAUAUUAUUAAAAUUCGACCAACCCAAUCCAAAGCAACCUGUUCUGUGUCAUUUCUGUUAACGUGCUACAGCAACAGUUUCAUGCAUCUCUUCAAAUGUUGAUGAAAUUUCCAAAACACAUUAACACAAUUAAGAAAACCGAUGUUUGGGGGAAACAGUCUAAAAUCGUUGGAUGGAUUCAAAGAUAUCUGGGAAAGCGAAACUCUGUACGAGGACACACAAUUUUCAUGCUGUGCAAACUCUGUACAAUUUCACUGCGCAUUAUUGUUUGAAAUGUUUCCUUUGGCCUUUUCUGCCGCUCUGUGUCUGUACGUCUGAAGUUGCGUUUAUUUUGUACAUAUAUUACAUAUAUUUAUAUAAUACGUGCUUCCUAAUGAUGUUCACUGUACCUUUAACUUAACCGCCGCUCCAGAAGAAAGUAUUGUUUACCAACCAGAAGAAAACCUUUGGGUUCGUUGUAUUUAUACAUGUGUUUUUCUGUUUGUUUGUUUGUUUGUUUGAUUUUAAACCAAAACCGCCCGGGGCUGGGGUUGUUGGCUUUGUGUGUUUUAGCAUUAGCAUUAUUGUUUUGUUAAGAAUUGUUGUAAAGCUUUAUUUUAUUUAUGCGGCUAGCUAUGCAGUAGCUCUAUUAACCCCCACAACCCCCUCGUUUGUGGAAGACUACAACAACUCAAGCAAAUAGAGUGAGAAAGAAUAGAGCCAAACCUCUUACAGCUGGAUGAAUGGGAGGAGGUAUUAGGCGGUUGAAGGCAUAAUUCGUACUUGUGUUGGUAAUAUUAUAUUUAUUACAUACUUUAGCUUUAGCUUUCGGUUCGGCUGCGAGACCUGUUGUCUCGUGUACCCUUUCUCGUACGUAAACAUUCCUGGUUUUGGUUUCCUUUUAGCUCCCGCUGCGGUGGUGUGAAAUGCCAAUACUGAAUCUUUAUACAAUGAAUGAACAAGUGACGACAGUGAAUUAGUAAUGGUAAGCGAAGCCCGAAAGCGAUUCUAAUUGGAUAUUGCGAUCCGCGUAUAUUGCAGUGGAAGUUGAAGGGGAGUUAUACAUAUAAGUAAGAGACGUAAGGCAAACAAACAUACAAAAUUGUUUAAACUUUACCAUGAGGAAAUGAAAAGCAAUUUAAAAAUUCUUAUACACAGCGUUACUGACGAAAGCGAUUGCGAGGCGAAUGUUUUGCGGAGUGACAUUUAUAACCAAUUUGAGAAGUAAGUAAGUUGAAACGAACAAAAUCGAAGAUCUAAUUAAAUUGAAUACUUACACGAAAAAGAAAAGAAAAUGCAACUUA